Messenger RNA from Neogale vison (American mink), 1795 nucleotides. RefSeq names its product T-cell surface glycoprotein CD1a-like. Lineage: Eukaryota; Metazoa; Chordata; Mammalia; Carnivora; Mustelidae. The transcript has 6 exons. Gene Ontology annotation, biological process: positive regulation of T cell mediated cytotoxicity; immune response; antigen processing and presentation, exogenous lipid antigen via MHC class Ib. The coding region runs from base 115 to 1179 and encodes 354 amino acids. The record is from RefSeq and is a predicted model, not a curated record. Gene Ontology annotation, cellular component: external side of plasma membrane. Gene Ontology annotation, molecular function: exogenous lipid antigen binding; endogenous lipid antigen binding; lipopeptide binding.
AGGCUGGGGUGUGGAGAAGGAAGUCAGAAGAAAAGGGCUGUGUGUGGGGUAGGUUUGUUAGAACAAACGCAAAGACCGACUUUGUAAGAGAAAGAAAGAACAUCUGCAAAUACAAUGCUGUUCCUGCAACUUGUGUUGUUAGUGGUUUUCCUCCCAGAUGGUGACAGUGAAGAUGGUGAGAACUCUGACCCUGCUCAAUGGGUGCAAUUUUGUACAUCCUUCCAGGAGCUGAUAUCUUUCCGAAUUAUCCUGACCACAUCGUUUUACAACCAUUCCUGGACACAAAAUCAAGGUUCAGCAUGGCUGGAUGAGCUGCAGACUCAUGCCUGGGACAACAAGACCGGUGCUUUCAUCUACCUACAGCCAUGGUCCCAGGGCAAGUUCAGCAAUCAUGAACUGAAAGAAAUGGAAAAAAUAUUCUACAGAUACUCCAUUAUAACUAUUUCAACAUGUCGUAACCAUAUCAGCGAUUGGCGGCUUGAAUAUCCCUUUCAGGUUCAGACAGUAAUGAGCUGUGAUUCUCACUUUGGAGAAGCAUCAGUAUGCCUCCUGAAGAUUGCUUAUCAAGGAACAGACCACUUGAGUUUCCAGAACACCUCAUGGUGGCCAUCUCCAAAAGGAGGAAGAAGGGCUCAACAGAUCUGUAGACUAUUCAAUCAGAACCAUGUUAGCAAUGAAAUAACACAGAAGCUUCUCAGUGACACCUGCCCCCGGCUCCUGUUGGGUCUUCUUGAUGCAGGGAAGACACAUCUCCAGCGGCAAGUGAAGCCAGAGGCCUGGCUGUCCACUGGCCCCAGUCCCGGUCCUGGCCGUCUCCUGCUAGUGUGCCACGUUUCCGGCUUCUACCCAAAGCCUGUGUGGGUGAUGUGGAUGCGGGACAAGCAGGAGCACCAGGGCACCCAGCGAGGCGACAUCCUGCCCCAUGCUGAUGGGACGUGGUAUCUUCAGGUGUCCUUGGAUGUGAAACUCAAGGAGGCAGCUGGCCUGUCAUGUAGAGUGAGACACAGCAGUCUAGGAGGCCAGGACAUGGUUCUUUACUGGGAGCAUCCCCACUCCACGGGCUUGAUCUUCCUGGCAGUGAUAGUGCCCCUGGUGCUUCUGGCAGGUCUGGUGUUGUGGCUCUGGAAGUGCUGGAAAACACACUGGAGACCGCAGUGCACUGGCCUCCCUUUGGAGUGACCUCCCAGCAGCCCAGGGACCAGAGCCUACCUAAAUCCAGCAUAGCGGUGAUGUCCUUGCAACUGUCCACGUGCAACUUUAGUCUUUCAUUUUUUUUUUUUCUUAAUGAUCAGUUGUCAGUAUAUCCUAAAUAUAAUUUAGUGAUGUUCAUUGUGGGGCCUGAUUCUGGAACUUUAAAAUUCAAAAUUUAACUCUGGAUAGAAUGAAGUCCAAGAAACUCCAUGGGGCAUCAGGCAUUAAAUGUCAGUUCCUCCAGAACUCUUCCUGAUUCACAACGGGAAGAAGUCCCUGCUAAGUGAGAGUUCUCACAACUUAUUCCUAUUCCUGAACCUUAACCCUUUUUGUUCCUACUUGGGUUCCUUUUGCCCUUCUAAUGGUUAGGUCUUUUGAGAGCAAAGUCCAUGUCAUUCAUAUAUAUAUAUAUGAAAGAAAUGGAAAAAAUAUUCUACAGAUACUCCAUAUUCUAUACUCCAUAUUCUAUAUACUAUAUUCUAUAUAUAUUCUAUAUUCUAUAAUGGUUAGGUCUUUUGAGAGCAAAGUCCAUGCCAUUCAUAUAUAUAUAUAUAUGAAAGAAAUGGAAAAAAUAUUCUACAGAUACUCCAUAUUCUAUACUCCA